Galeopterus variegatus (Sunda flying lemur) is the source of this 2755-nucleotide messenger RNA. RefSeq names its product 5'-3' exoribonuclease 2 (gene XRN2). Gene Ontology annotation, cellular component: nucleus. The annotation marks the transcript as partial. Lineage: Eukaryota; Metazoa; Chordata; Mammalia; Dermoptera; Cynocephalidae. The record is from RefSeq and is a predicted model, not a curated record. The transcript has 27 exons. Gene Ontology annotation, biological process: nuclear-transcribed mRNA catabolic process. Gene Ontology annotation, molecular function: RNA binding; 5'-3' RNA exonuclease activity.
CCUAGCGCAGCCUCCUUCCCAGCAUCCCCGGCGGCGCCGCUGUGACAUCACUUCCGGUCGCCGGUGCGCACGUGGGAGGAAGUACCCCGUGGCCGUGGCCGCCGCUCCUCCCUGUCUCUGUGGUUACGCUCCUCAGCCGGCCGGGCCGCCGCCUCCAGCUGUGGUGCCGCUAUGGGAGUCCCGGCGUUCUUCCGCUGGCUCAGUCGCAAGUACCCGUCCAUCAUUGUCAACUGCGUGGAAGAGAAGCCAAAAGAAUGCGGUGGUGUAAAGGUUCCAGUUGAUGCCAGUAAACCUAAUCCAAAUGAUGUGGAGUUUGAUAAUCUGUAUUUGGAUAUGAAUGGAAUCAUUCACCCCUGUACUCAUCCUGAAGACAAACCAGCACCAAAAAAUGAAGAUGAAAUGAUGGUUGCAAUUUUUGAAUACAUUGAUAGACUUUUCAGUAUUGUAAGACCAAGACGACUUCUCUACAUGGCAAUAGAUGGAGUGGCACCACGUGCUAAAAUGAACCAGCAGCGUUCAAGGCGAUUCAGAGCAUCUAAAGAAGGAAUGGAAGCAGCAGUCGAGAAGCAACGAGUCAGGGAAGAAAUAUUGGCAAAAGGUGGCUUUCUUCCUCCAGAAGAAAUAAAAGAAAGAUUUGACAGCAACUGUAUUACACCAGGAACUGAGUUCAUGGAUAAUCUUGCUAAAUGUCUUCGCUAUUACAUAGCUGAUCGCUUAAAUAAUGACCCUGGAUGGAAAAAUUUGACAGUUAUUUUGUCUGAUGCUAGUGCACCUGGUGAAGGAGAGCAUAAAAUCAUGGAUUACAUUAGAAGACAAAGAGCCCAGCCUAACCAUGACCCAAAUACUCAUCACUGUUUAUGUGGAGCAGAUGCUGAUCUCAUUAUGCUUGGCCUUGCUACACAUGAACCAAACUUUACCAUCAUUAGAGAAGAAUUCAAACCAAACAAACCCAAACCAUGUGGUCUUUGUAAUCAGUUUGGACAUGAGGUUAAGGAUUGUGAAGGUUUACCAAGAGAAAAGAAGGGAAAGCAUGAUGAACUUGCAGAUAGUCUUCCUUGCGCAGAGGGAGAGUUUAUCUUCCUUCGGCUUAAUGUUCUUCGUGAGUAUUUGGAAAGAGAACUCACCAUGGCUAGCCUACCAUUUACAUUUGAUAUCGAGAGGAGCAUUGAUGACUGGGUCUUCAUGUGCUUCUUUGUGGGAAACGACUUCCUUCCUCACUUGCCAUCGUUAGAGAUUAGGGAAGGUGCAAUCGACCGUUUGGUUAACAUAUACAAAAAUGUGGUACACAAAACUGGGGGUUACCUUACAGAAAGUGGUUAUGUCAAUCUGCAAAGAGUACAGAUGAUCAUGUUAGCAGUUGGUGAAGUUGAGGAUAGCAUUUUUAAAAAGAGAAAGGAUGAUGAGGACAGUUUUAGAAGACGGCAGAAAGAAAAAAGAAAGAGAAUGAAGAGAGAUCAACCAGCUUUCACUCCUAGUGGAAUAUUAACUCCUCAUGCCUUGGGUUCAAGAAAUUCACCAGGCUCUCAAGUAGCCAGUAAUCCGAGACAAGCAGCCUAUGAAAUGAGGAUGCAGAAUAACUCUAGUCCUGCAGUAUCUCCUAAUGCAAGUUUCACAUCUGAUGGCUCCCCAUCUCCACUAGGAGGAAUUAAACGAAAAGCAGAAGACAGUGACAGUGAACCUGAGCCAGAGGAUAAUGUCAGGUUAUGGGAAGCUGGUUGGAAGCAGCGGUAUUACAAGAACAAAUUUGACGUUGAUGCGGCUGAUAAGAAAUUCCGUCGUAAAGUUGUACAGUCUUACGUUGAAGGACUUUGCUGGGUUCUUCGAUAUUAUUACCAGGGCUGUGCUUCCUGGAAGUGGUAUUAUCCAUUCCAUUAUGCACCAUUUGCUUCAGACUUUGAAGGUAUUUCAGAUAUGUCUUCUGAUUUUGAGAAGGGUACAAAACCGUUUAAACCACUGGAACAACUUAUGGGAGUUUUUCCAGCUGCAAGUGGUAACUUUCUACCUCCAUCAUGGCGGAAGCUCAUGAGUGAUCCCGAUUCUAGUAUAAUUGACUUCUACCCUGAAGAUUUUGCUAUUGAUUUAAAUGGGAAGAAAUACGCGUGGCAAGGUGUUGCCUUGUUGCCGUUCGUGGAUGAACGAAGGCUGCGAGCUGCCCUAGAAGAGGUAUACCCAGACCUCACUCCAGAAGAGAUCAGAAGAAACAGCCUUGGAGGUGAUGUCUUAUUUGUGGGGAAACACCACCCACUCCACGACUUCAUUUUAGAACUGUAUCAGACAGGUUCCACAGAGCCAAUGGAUGUACCACCUGAGCUAUGUCAUGGGAUUCAAGGAAAGUUUUCUUUGGAUGAAGAAGCUAUUCUUCCAGAUCAAAUGGUAUGUUCUCCUGUUCCCAUGUUACGGGAUCUGACACAGAACACUGCAGUCAGUGUUAAUUUUAAAGACCCACAGUUUGCUGAAGAUUACAUUUUUAAAGCUGUAAUGCUUCCAGGAGCAAGAAAGCCAGCAGCGGUACUAAAACCUGGCGACUGGGAAAAAUCCAGUAAUGGACGGCAGUGGAAGCCCCAGCUUGGCUUUAAUCGGGACCGGCGGCCUGUCCACCUGGAUCAGGCAGCCUUCAGGACUUUGGGCCAUGUUAUGCCAAGAGGCUCAGGAUCUGGGCUUUACAGCAAUGCUGCACCACCACCUGUCACUUACCAGGGAAACUUAUACAGGCCACUGUUGAGAGGACAAGCCCAGAUUCCAAAACUGAUGUCAA